Messenger RNA from Durusdinium trenchii, 1845 nucleotides. Lineage: Eukaryota; Dinophyceae; Suessiales; Symbiodiniaceae. The record is from the annotation of a GenBank genome assembly.
AUGCUGUCAAUUGAUGCGGCAAUGCAGGUCCUGGCUCACGCUUUCCGACAGCGGCUUUUCUUGAACCCGCGGCCUGAGAAAAUCCCAACCUAUUGCCUCUACGUGACAACUAUGUUGUCGCUUGUGCAAGCUUUCUUGGACACUGUGCCAAUUGACUUUCCUUUGUUGCAGUGGUGGGUGCAGCAGGCCCAGAAGACGACUGCGCUUGCCAUUGGACGCUACGCGUUGAAGCAAGACCCAGUUGAGUCCACGACAAUUGUUCCCGUCCCUCAGUAUACCAUCCUGAGGUAUCAUGAGUUUGUGAAACAGCUUUUUGAGGAGCUGAAAAACAACGUCCCCAAGGUUGCGCAGUGGGCCGUGUUUCAGACGGUGGAUGAGGGCUUGAACUUGGAUAGUGUCCUACACUCCAUCAUUUCCACGUGUCAGGAGUUUGACGCCGCUGAAGAAGUGCUGGUAGUGACAAGGGCCUUUGCUGUGUCCCUCACAGAGGAGAUUGUCAGCUUGCAAAUGAAAGAAGGGACUAAUCUGACUGAUUGUAAAAACCACAACGACGCUAGCUUGAAACAGCGAGCAGGUGGACGCAGAUUUGAGAAGCUUUGGUCAAGUGUCCGUGAUGGCCACCAUGCGCCCCCAGUGGAUCUGCGAUACUUGAAAGGCCCUGCAGAGCGCGUCGGUUGUACUACCAAUGCUCAGGUGCGAGGCGACAUAGUGGCCUUUUUGGAGUCUCUGUAUGAGAGCGUUGCCGAAACGUUACCAGACUUCCGCGACGAGCUGGGUGAUGCUUCAUCAGUGCAAAUUUCAGUUACAGAUCCAUAUUCACAAGAGCUCAGGAAGCAGCAAGCGGAAGUGGUCGAUCCAGCCGUUUUGCCAGGGAAGAAGCCUCGCAAGAGCAAACGGCAAGUGGGCAUCAAUCAAGCCAGAACAUCAGCUGAGAUUGAAGAGAGGUGGCUGCCGCCCGGCACCAUGAAAGAGUACUUCGACCAGUACGUUCUUCAAUCUUCGCUGGAGAAGCCGGGAAGCUUUCCAACUUUUUGGCGACGCGAGCAGGUUUGGCUGUCUGACUUUAGUUACUUGCAGAUUCGCGCAAGCAGCCAACAUGCGCAGUGCGCAACUUGCAUUCGCCACCGGCACAUGAUCAAAUCGUUGGGACACCACCUUGCCGCGAGACAAGACCAGCAGCAUCACUACUGGCGCCACCUUAGAGAUCAAUACGCAGAUCGAUUGGUGUAUUACAAGAAUCGCGGUUUGUCGAGACUGAAGAACGGUCGCUACGUCCUGAUGAUCCAGGACGGUAUGGACCAGGGGAAAGUGGCGCUGCCACGUUCCCCCUGGAUGAAGUCCAAGGAGUACGCAACAUUUCAACGACCCAAACUGCACCUUAGCUUGACGCUUUGCCACGGCUAUUUGAUGCUGUGGUCGAUCUCAAAUCCUGACUGCAAAAAGGAUUCAAAUGCAUCAAUCGAAACCAUUGCUUACACCUUACAUUUGUUGGCGACACAGGAAGGGGUGUGUCUGCCUGAGUGCCACAUUGGCAUUCAGGCAGACAACACCCCGCGCGAGCUCAAGAACAACCCGAGCUUCCGCUUUAUGGCGGCGCAAGUGAGCGCGUCCAACCUCAGGGCCUGCACAAUAACUUUUCUUCGUUGCGGACAUUCCCACGAAGACGUGGACCAAUGCUUCGGCCGUUUGGCACGUCACUACGCAAAGAUCCAGUGUGCCCAAACACCACAAGAUUUUGUGGCCUCGACUGUUGAGUUUUCUCGGAACAUGAAGAGGCCCCAUGAGACCAAGUCACAUGUCAUCAAGAUGAACGAUACACGUGAUUGGAGCCAAGGCUUUGCUUAG